AUGUUACUAUUAGAUCAUCCUGUGCACGCACCUGCAUCUCGAGGAGAUCCAUGGGAAUGUGAAUUCCCACCGUCAAAGAAUUACAUAAUUGCCCCCGUUAAUGGUGUCUUCAAUGUGUACGCUAACGAAGAAGAUUUAGAUAAUGGGAAGCCAAUCCCUUAUUCGUAUCCUGACUUAGCCACUUUUGUCAGGGACAUGAACCUCCUUUGUACGAUGAUCGCCGAUGGUCCAUUAAAAUCUUUUUGCUACAGAAGACUGAGUUACCUUUCGUCAAAAUUUCAACUGCAUGUGUUACUGAACGAGCUUAGAGAACUUGCCAGUCAAAAAGCAGUUCCUCAUAGGGACUUUUAUAACAUUAGAAAGGUUGACACCCACAUUCAUGCGGCAUCUUGCAUGAAUCAGAAGCAUUUACUCAGAUUUAUUAAGAAAACGCUGAAAAAUCAUGCGGAUGAAAUUGUUACGUGUUCGAAAAACGGAGAAACAAUGACUCUUCGAGAAGUAUUCCAAUCAAUGAAUCUGACGACCUAUGACCUUAGUGUUGAUAUGUUGGACGUACAUGCAGAUAGAAAUACAUUUCAUAGGUUUGAUAAGUUCAAUGCCAAGUACAAUCCAAUCGGUGAAAGUCGUUUGCGUGAAGUAUUCCUAAAAACGGACAAUUAUCUAAACGGUAAAUUUUUCGCGAGCAUAAUUAAGGAAGUUGCCAGCGAUCUUGAAGAAUCGAAAUACCAAAAUGCGGAAUUACGUCUUUCGAUUUACGGCAAGAGCCCAGAGGAAUGGGACAAAUUAGCAAAUGACAUUUUCAAAUUGAACAAGUUGAUGACAAACUUCCAAGAGAUAUUGAACAACAUCUUUCUUCCUCUUUUCGAGGUAACAAACGACGCUAAUUCUCAUCCGGAGUUACAUAAAUUCCUUCAAUAUGUAAUAGGAUUUGACUCAGUUGAUGACGAAAGCAAGCCGGAAAAUCCUUUAUUUGACAAAGAUGUUUAUCCACCUGCAGAAUGGGAUGAUGUUGAAAAUCCUCCUUAUGGAUAUUAUCAAUACUACACUUAUGCCAACAUGACUGUUUUAAAUCAUUUUAGAGCAGAGAAAGGUUUAAAUACCUUUGUUCUUAGACCUCAUUGCGGCGAAGCCGGCCCCAUUCAACAUCUUGUGUGUGGUUAUAUGAUGGCAGAAAAUAUUUCUCAUGGCCUUUUACUUCGAAAAGUGCCAGUACUACAAUAUUUGUAUUAUUUGGCACAAAUUGGCAUCGCAAUGUCGCCUCUUAGUAAUAACUCUUUAUUUUUGAAUUAUCAUCGUAACCCAUUACCCGAAUAUUUAGCAAGAGGAUUAUGUGUAAGCCUGUCCACAGACGAUCCCCUUCAAUUUCACUUUACCAAGGAACCUUUGAUGGAAGAAUAUAGUAUUGCUGCACAAGUAUGGAAGCUCAGUUCAUGUGACAUGUGUGAACUAGCGCGUAAUUCAGUACUUAUGAGUGGCUUUCCACACAAGAGUAAACAAUACUGGCUUGGGCCAAAUUAUACUAAAGAGGGUGUGGCUGGUAAUGAUAUUACUCGAACAAAUGUGCCGGAUAUUCGGGUGGCCUACCGAUACGAAACAUUAGUCGAUGAAUUGUCAAAUAUUUUCAAGGUUGUCGAGAAACCCGAAGCCGUUCCAUUUUAAUCUAUAGCGGUAGUACAAAAACUCCUUGACUAUAACGUAAUAAUUAUUCUACAAUUGCAAAUAGUAUCUAUAAAAUUCGACGAAAUUGCGACGAAAACUAUUUAUAAAAAAAUGAAUGUUCUUGUAACGUGAACAACUAUG
Heterotrigona itama is the source of this 1800-nucleotide messenger RNA. The record is from the annotation of a GenBank genome assembly. NCBI's taxonomy places the organism in Eukaryota, Metazoa, Arthropoda, Insecta, Hymenoptera, Apidae.